Molecule: messenger RNA, 3694 nt
Organism: Linepithema humile (Argentine ant)
Lineage: Eukaryota; Metazoa; Arthropoda; Insecta; Hymenoptera; Formicidae
Product: integrator complex subunit 12-like
Biological process (GO): snRNA 3'-end processing
Cellular component (GO): integrator complex
Source: RefSeq, a predicted model, not a curated record
AUGCUUGGCGUCCGGCGGUAUUUUUAAAAUUUAGGCCAGGAGGAAGAGCGUGAUAAUCCGACGAUAAACUCGAUUAUUGAUCAACAUCGAACACGUGCAGUCAUCCGGCGUUUCAGCAAACUCCGAUAAACCGGCACUGUAUUAGGACAAUGUAAAAAAAGAUAAACUAAGCUAAAUAGUUCUACAAAGAAAGAGAGAGAGAGUCAUACAACUGGAAAGAAAUAGAGAUUCUGAAGAAUGACUCAACUAGAAUUGGAUCCACAAUUCACACAGGGGUUGCGUCUCUUGCAUUCCACUAACAAGGACUCUGCAGAGCAGCUGAGAGCUCUGCUAGAUGAAGCAAUUAAGCAGAAAUAUGGACCAUCCAAAAUGCUCUCCAAUGUGCUACAUAAAAAGUACAUGAUGGAAGAACCAGUAUUGAGCGAUCACAGUAGCAGUAGUAGUAAAAAAAGCAAAAGCUCGUCUAAGCACUCGAGUAAAUCGAGCAAGAAUAGUUCACCUGUUAAUCUGCCAGCACGCGACACACCACCGGAUAUCCUUCAGACAGACGAGACACUAGCAUUGGAGAUUUUAGAAGAUGAUCUCACGUGUGUCAUUUGCAAAGGGAUGGAUGUCGGCGCAAGAAAUAGACUUGUAGAAUGUCAAGAGUGUCAUUCUUUGUAUCAUCAGGAAUGUCAUGUUCCACAUAUUUUGGAUUCACAGAUAGAUGUGCCGAAGCAAAUGUGGUAUUGCUCUAACUGUUCAAAGUCUCAGGUAUCGAAAGAAAGAAGUUCGCCAAAGACUGUGAUAGAAAGCAAAUCUAAAGAGCAGAAAAAGCCCAGUUCAAGCAGUGGAACUAAGGCAGUGGUACCAAACAUCCAUAUUAUAAGUGCAGAUAAAAGACUGAAAGAUAUGAUGAAGAAAGCUAAACAAGACAAACGGAAUGCGACUGGUGCCACAAGUUCAAAAAGCUCUUCAUCCAGUUCGCUUGCAUUGUCCUCAGCCAAAUCUUCUCAAGACAAAUCGUUAUUAUAUAAGAUAAAAUCAGGAGCAGAGUGAAUUGCUAGAGUAAGUUGCGAAAAAGAGUGAACAAAACAUAAGUAACGUAUAUUUUAUAAAAAUAAUUUGGAGCAAUCUUUUUUAUUGAUGAAAUUGUUUUGUAAAUGAUUUUAUUAAUCUGUUGAAAAGUGGCGCGACACAAUUUUUAUUAUCAACUUUUUUAUGAAUGUAUCUUCGUACGAUCAAUAAGAGCAAGAGAAAUAAGAAUCGCGUCCCUUUAUGACGAAGAGAGAAAUCCUAAAUAGACGAUACUACUAGUGUGUAUUUAUAUUGAAGUUUAAUCUCGAAUUACAUUCAAUCGAUAUUAAUACAAUUGGGCCUUUGUGUAGUGUCUGAAUUUCUUACUGCCUAUAUAAAUACAAUUCCAUAUUAUACAAUUUAUUAAUAAUUGUACAAACGUGCCAUGUAAAUUUGUUAUCUUUAAGCUUUCGCAUUAUUAUUACAAAAAUAUUAAGUAUGUAGAAAAUAAUGACAUAAUAUUACUAUCGCUAAUAAUUAUUACACACGUAAUAUCGUUCGUAAUACAAGUCUGCGUUGACACAGUUUUAAUGUAAAUAUACAAUAGAUCGUUCUUUAAUACUUUUUUAUUGAGAUAUUUAUAAAAGGAAAGCGAUAAAAUUAUACAAACUUCACAUAUCUCAAGAUUGCAUAUUAAUUGUACUGUUAUAUAUCGCAUAUACACAAUUUCGUGACCGAAAUCAAAGCGUAUCGGAGUACGCCAAUUUAUUACUGGUGUGACGACACGACACCGACGUCGGAAAUUGAUGUUAGUUGAAAAAUGCACAGUGGAAAACUAUAACGCGUUCUACUGUAUACAAGAUAUACAUAUAAAUUUCGUGCGCCGCCCGCGAAUGCGGGAGCUGGGUAUAGUUUGUGAAAUAUACAAGAACUCGAAAUUAAUAUAACGACUUGCGUAACACGACUUGACGACUUUUUGGAUAGUGUAUUCUUAAAAAGAGUUCACGUAUAUCCAUUAUUUAUAAUAACAAUAUUUAGAUCUUAGCGCAUCAGCGAGCUGUGAUUUUACAUGGGCAUGUAGCUAUAUCGUGCCUGUCCAAUUACAAUAAAUCUUUACUUUACAAAGGCAGAAAAAAAUUUUGAACCUGUCCACGAGCAAAGAAAAAAAAAAAUCGACCAUCUCCGUGUAUCUACCGUGGAUAUGAGAAUGAUAAUGAAAUUAUAAUGACUCAUAUUGAAAACAAGUUCUAGACAAGUUCGUGAUCUUUCUUACGUAUGCAAUAAUGAUUAUCAAGACGAUGCACAACACAGUCCAUCGUGUCCGAAUCGUAAGGCUAAAUAGUAGUCUGUACAGCUGAGAGAUUGCGGGUGGGCGAAAUAACGAAGAGAUAACGAUACGAGUCAUUUAUAAUACCAAUAUAUUUUUUUUUUUUUACGAUUUUUCAAAUGCAAUUAGUCGUUUGUCCCUACGUCCCAUUGAAAAUUUGGCAAGAGUCAUUUCGUUUUCUCGAGUAUCACUUAAGGUCUACUCGUGCGCGGGAUGGGGGGCUGAAGAGUACUAUGUACAAUGAGGGGAGGAAAGAAGAGGGCUAUUCGUGAAGAGGAAGGGGGAAGGGUUGCACGCGCACACAUGUGGAGAGAUACAUACACAAUAUAACACAUACGCACAUACAUACGCACACACGCGCAGCGAGCGUAUUGCACGCAAAUUGUCGUGCAGCCGCGCUCUUAUCUUAAUGAAUGAAGGAGAGCAUAGGCGCUUCCCCAAGGUACGUUUAGUGGCACACAGAAUUGAUCAAUGUAAUACAUGUUUUCUUCACCUUUUUUUUUUUUUUUUUUUCCCAGGCAAUUUUCGUAACACUCUGCUGCCGGAGAUGCGUUUUCGCAAACGCUGAGAGAAUCAAGAUCGGACAAUGGCGCGUCGAUGCUUCGCUCUUGCUGGUCAAUUAUUGCUGACAUUCAGAACAAUACUAUUGUUGGCAAUAAUUGCCGGACGAAAGGGGAGGUCCAUCUAAUCGUACCUUUGCGAAAAUAGCGGCGCGAAUACGCACGCCGUUUCCAAACGGCGCCUUCCCGAUCCGAGAAUAUACAAGAGAAGUGUCCUUAUGGGGAAAAUUGUCGGGAUCACCCCCCAUCCUCUCUCCUCGAAGCUUAACAAAGAGUAAUCUUAACUCGACACAAUGUUCAUGAUUUAUCUAUAUACUACGAAGCAUGUGUGUGUGUGUGUCUGUGUGUGUGUGUGUAACACACUAAUCGCCCCACGGCCGCCGCGAAUCACCCCUUUCUCGCUCCUUCAGUCCAUUACGUUAUAAUUACAUACGUUGAAUGCGGAAUUGACAAGCUUUUCAGAUGGAUGGAGUCGACUUUCGACAAGUACAACUUGCUAGGAAACUCUGUCGCGUCCCUCUAUUGCGUUUCGUAGCUCAGGGCUUUUCCACCUUUAAUUCAAGCGGUGUGAAUUAAAUAUGAAAAUCGCAGAAAAACAGAUAAAGCAUCUUCUUCUUCUUUUUUUUUCCAAAAUGAUUUCCAACGCGACAGAAUCGCAAGCACUUGUACACUCAUAAAGUAUAGUGACGCUAUAUGGGAGAUUGCGCUCAAACGUUGCCCGAGAUAUAUACUUCACACACUGCACGAAAAUCUCGCGUCCGAGUGUCUUCCUGAACUGAACGUCACGGGGAAAAAAAAAAAAAAAAAAAAA